Symbiodinium sp. CCMP2592 is the source of this 1368-nucleotide messenger RNA. The record is from the annotation of a GenBank genome assembly. Lineage: Eukaryota; Dinophyceae; Suessiales; Symbiodiniaceae.
AUGCUUGGCAAGCGCAGAAAGGAGGCUCAGGCCAAUGCCCAGAAGGAUUGCGGAAAACCAAAGUGGAAGGAGGAGCUUGCGGAAGAUGAGGAGAGCGGCGAGGAGGUGACCGCCGAGGACAUGGAGGAGUGGCGCCAACGAGAGGAAGUGGAACGCAAAGCCAGAGAGGCUCGGGAAGCAGAAGAAGCAAGAAAAAGGCGCGAGUCCGAACGUGCCGCGGCUGCUGCAGAGGAGGAGCGGAAGAAAAACGCCAGAAGCAAAUCAAAGUCUUCCAGAUCUACCAGUUCUUGUUCACAUCGAUCCAGAUCGCGCCGACGCCGAAGAUCCUCGUCUUCGUCAUCAAGGUCGAGUUCCAAGACUCGGAGGAAGAGUGGUUGGGACGUCGCUGAUGCCAGCCUUAUUGCAGCAGCUACGGGGGUCCCGACGUCAGACACCAUGCAGACCCAAGCGGAAAACAAGCCGCUCAUCGUUGUGCCUCCUCCCCCACCCCCCGUUGCACGACUGGCUGGCGAUGCCAGUCCACUGGCCCCGUCAGCGCAAGCAACUCCGACACCACCCCCGCCACCAACAAUUGAGUCUUUCUGCCAACAUACACACACACCAGCCCCACCGCCCCCUCCACCACCUGUGCAUUUAAACGGAGCUGUGCUGAACGCACCUGUGCAUGGCCAGAUGUGGGAGAAGUUGCCAGUCAGUCGCCAGGGUCCUGGGCAUAUGGCGCACUCAGUCAUGCAAUUCCCAGGUGCUGUCAUGGCGCCCCAGUGGCACCCGAACAUGCAAUGGCAACCUCCGUUCUGCCAGGGUCAGACCGGUUCGUGGCAAAGCCAGGCCGCGCCAUUGUGGCACGACCCUCUUCAAGGACAUGAAGGUGGAGGAUGGCCGCAACAAGGUGAACCCCAAAGUGCUGCCCCGUACCCUGCCGCUCCUGGCAAUCCUGGCCAUGUAUUCCCCCAGAUUCAGCAAGUGUUUCCCCAAAAUGUCCCCUCGUGGGUGCCCGCACCGGCCGAUCGCUCGAACGAGGAGCGAUUUAUUGGGAGGGUGAAGAGAUUCCAGGAUGGCCCCGCAGGUGGCUAUGGCUUCAUUGACUGCGACGAAACCAAGCUGCGGUUCACCAGAGAUAUUUACAUACAUCGGAAUCAGAUGACCGGGUUGCAGAUUGGCGAUGAAGUAAGCUUCACCAUUUCAUUGAACAACAAAGGCGAGCCACAAGCUAGGAAUGUGAUGAAGCGAGAAGAUGCGCUUCUGCUUCGGGCAGGUGCUGUCCACGGCAUGGUCCCAGAAGGGCCUGCUGGGCCUUCCGCACCCAACUUGAUGGAUGAACAUGAGGCAAGGCAGUUCCAAGCAUCGUUACGUGGUAACGUCGGUUGA